AUGAGCUUUUUGAAAAGGAUACUUUCCAAAAUUUACCAACAAGCCAGUAAGAUAUAUUCAGAGUACCCCGAUGAAGGCUUCUCACGCAACUCUAUAAAGGUCCUAUUCGCAUUUACUAUGCUCCCUAUAAUCUACUCACUAAAAGGCACAGACAAAAACACAAAAUACGUCCUCUCAUUAUCAAGAAGCUGCUCUCGAAUCUACGGCGCGGCUUUCAGAAUCCCAAUCCCUCAGAAUUGGCGUGCGUCCAUUUAUGGAGGAUUUUCCUCAAUUUUUGGAGUCAAUUUAUCUGAAAUUAAAAAGCCUAUUACUGAAUUUGAGACACUGAAUGAAUUUUUCGUAAGGGAAAUAAAAGAAGACGCCAGGGUCAUUGGCAAAGGAGAUUUGGUGUCCCCUUGUGACGGAAGAGUUAUGAGCAUGGGAAUUGUGGAAAAUAAUAAAAUUGACAGCGUUAAAGGGAGAGAUUACUUAAUGACAAGGCUGCUUAUAGGGACUGAUGGGGUUAAUUUUGAUUGGUAUGUGGACAGUGUUAAGAAAAAUAAAGAAAAUCAGCUUUAUUAUGUCAACCUCUAUUUGGCUCCUGGCGAUUAUCAUAGAUUCCAUUCACCUACAGAGUGAAGAGUCUCUUUUAGAAGGCAUAUUUAUGGGUAUUUACUUGGUGUCUUUCCUUUGAACAUAUGGAGGAAAGGUGAUGUGUUUACAAUUAAUGAAAGAGUAGCUUAUUUUGGGGAAUGAAAGCAUGGGCUUUUCAAUUAUGUCGCUGUCGGAGCUUUUAAUGUGGGAUCAAUUGAGGUGAAUUUUGAUAUAAAUAAAAUGGCAUUCGGUACAAGAGAAAUUAGCUCUGCUAAUUUUCUCUCCCUCAAGCAAUUUUAUUUAUGGGGUUAGGUUUUCUUCUGAGAACUUCUCUACAACAAUAGCAGUUUAACUCUGGCAGAUAAACCGAGGCACUGAUCCAAGUACAUCAAGAGGCUCGAAGUUUUACCUCUUAGCACACACGAGGAAGGUGGCCCUUAGGCAAAACACACGCAGGAGCUGAUUAAAGGAAGGAAAGGCAGUGCAGCCCGUCGAAGCCGGAACGUUGCAUUUGUCCCUUUUUCUGGUGCAAGAAAAUAGAUCGAUCCAGAGGUCUAUGGGGCUUGGCAUGUGAACAAAUAUGGUGGCAGCUCUGGAAACGGCUACCCCAUAGUGGACGUUACACGUUAUAAACUUAAUAAGAUGAGAUAAGAGGUGAAUUUUGAUAAAGAGCUAAAAACAAAUUUGAAAAAAUUUGAAAAUCUUGAAAAAACUAAUGAUGAAAUCAAUAUUGAAGGAGAAUUCAAAAAAGGAGAAGAGUUUGGAAGGUUUAAUACAGGAUCGACCAUUAUUAUGAUUUUUGAAGCUCCUAAAGGGUUAGAGUGGACAAUACAAAGAGGAGACAGAGUUUUAUUAGGGCAGAAUCUACUAAAAUAA
Blepharisma stoltei is the source of this 1449-nucleotide messenger RNA. The record is from the annotation of a GenBank genome assembly. NCBI's taxonomy places the organism in Eukaryota, Ciliophora, Heterotrichea, Heterotrichida, Blepharismidae.